This is a messenger RNA of Rubroshorea leprosula, 3210 nucleotides long. NCBI's taxonomy places the organism in Eukaryota, Viridiplantae, Streptophyta, Magnoliopsida, Malvales, Dipterocarpaceae. The record is from the annotation of a GenBank genome assembly.
GGCGUAGAAACAGAGUGCCGGGGUUAGAACGAGAGCCUAGUAGGCGAGAGUACAAGUGAUGACUCAUAAGGAAGCUGCGGCUACCGACGUAAUCACCCAUGCCUUGCCUGUUAACUCUGAUUAUGCGCAUGUUUUAUUUGAUUCGGGUGCGUCGCACUCUUUUAUUGCUCGAUCUUAUGUUUUGAAACGAGCUUUGCCUGUUGAUAUCUCUGAUUGUGAACUGCAUGUGGACACCCCUUUAGGAGGGGUGAUGACUACUAGGGAGGUGUGUAGAACUGUGGAUAUUUAUGUUGAUGGUAGACAGUUGAGUGCUAGUUUGUUUGUUUUAGAUAUCUCUGACUUUGAUAUCAUUUUGGGGAUGGAUUGGCUGUCAAAACAUUUUGCCUCUAUAGACUGUUAUCGGAAAUGGGUAAUUUUUAAUAUUCCUGGUGAGCUAGAAUUUAAUUUUCAAGGCAGUGUUUCUUUUGGUCCACCCGUGUUAGUAUCUGCCUUGCAGGCUCAGAAAUAUCUUGUAAAUGGUUGCCAGGGUUUCAUAGUCUCUAUUACUGAUGCUAGUAGUGUGACAUCGAGACUAGAAGACAUACCGGUAGUGCAUGAGUUUCCGGAUGUAUUUUCAGAGGAUCUCCCAGGUUUACCUCCGGAUAGAGAGGUUGAAUUUGCUAUUGACCUUGUUCCUGGCACCGGACCCGUUUCCAAAGCACCAUACCGUACGGCUCCUGCAGAAUUGAAGGAGUUAAAGGUCCAGCUGGAGGAACUCCUUGAGAAAGGGUUUAUACGCCCUAGUGUAUCACCUUGGGGAGCUCCAGUGUUGUUUGUCAAGAAGAAGGAUGGGAGCAUGAGGCUAUGCAUUGAUUACCGGGAAUUGAAUAAGGUGACUGUGAAGAACCGGUAUCCCCUUCCUAGAAUUGAUGACUUGUUUGACCAGCUCAAGGGUGCUCAGGUAUUUUCUAAGAUUGAUCUUCGAUCUGGCUACCACCAGGUGAAGAUUAAACCGGAUGAUGUGCCAAAGAUUGCCUUUCGCACCCGUUAUGGUCAUUAUGAAUUCAUAGUCAUGCCAUUUGGCUUGACAAAUGCCCCUGCCAGCCGCACUCUUCAUGAAAAGCACUUAAAGACAGUCCUCGAGACGUUGAGAAGGGAGAGGUUGUUUGCUAAAUUCAAGAAGUGUGAAUUUUGGCUAGAUAAUGUUGCAUUCCUAGAAAUCCGUAGCUUUCUGGGAUUGGCUGGUUAUUAUCGCCGAUUUGUGGGGGAUUUCUCUAGAAUUGCUCUGCCCAUGACUCGUCUUAUCAGAAAGGACACCAAGUUUGAGUGGACCCCAGAGUGUGAGAAGAGCUUUUUGACCUUGAAGGAGAAGUUGGCCAUUGCUCCUUUAAAGCCUUAUGAAGAAAAUUACCCUACCCAUGAUCUGGAGUUGGCAACCAUAGUAUUUGCACUCAAGAUCUGGAGGCAUUAUCUGUAUGGUGAGACUUGUGAAAUCUUCACUGAUCACAAGACCCUUAACUACCAUCCGGGCAAGGCUAACAAGGUAGCAAAUGCGUUGAGUAGGAAGUCCUCUGGCACUGCCUCUAGCAUCCUUGCCACUCAGAAGGAGUUACUUGAGGAUCUUGUGAAGCUGGAUGUGGAGUUGAGAGUGGACAACACUACGGCUUAUCUAGCCGCCCUCAGUGCACAACCGGCAUUAAUAGAUAUAAUUAAACUUGCCCAACAAAAAGAUUCUUUCUUGCAGAAGAUGAAGGAAAAAGUAAGAGCCGGGGAACCCCACAUGCAAGAAUUUAGGAUUUCUGAUGAUGAGAUUCUGUGGUUUGGUGACAAGCUGUGUGUACCCAGAGAUCAUGCUUUAAGGCGUGAGAUUAUGGGAGAUGCCCAUUAUAUUAGCUAUACAAUUCACCCAGGUAGCACCAAGAUGUAUCGCGAUUUACGUAGUACAUUUUGGUGGCGGAACAUGAAGAGAGAGAUAGCUAGAUUUGUCUCACAAUGCCUGACUUGCCAGAAAGUCAAGGCCGAACAUCAAAGACUUCCUAGAAAACUGCAGCCGUUACCUAUUCCUCAGUGGAAGUGGGAAAACAUCACCAUGGACUUUGUGACUAGAUUACCACGAACCUUUAAGGGUAAUGAUUCCAUCUGGGUCAUCGUUGAUCGAUUGACCAAAUUAGCUCAUUUCUUACCCUACCGGACUGGCACCUCCAUUGAAAAGCUUGCUAAUAUGUACAUGCAGGAGCAGGCACUCGGUACUCAAUUAAAUUUCAGCACGGCCUUUCAUCCUCAAACUGAUGGGCAAUCUGAGAGAACUAUUCAGAUACUUGAGGACAUGUUGAGGGCUUGUGUUCUAGAUUGGAAGGGUUCAUGGGAUCAACACUUAUCCAUGGCUGAAUUUGCAUAUAAUAAUAGUUAUCAGUCCAGCAUCCGCAUGGCACCGUUUGAGACUUUGUAUGGUCGAAGGUGUAGAUCACCUGUUUGUUGGAUGGAAGUGGGCAAAAGGAGCAUUUUAGGCCCAGAAUUGGUGCAGCAAUCUUCUGAGAUUGUGCAGUUGAUCAAGGAACGCCUUCGUGCUGCACAAAGCCGGCAGAAAAGCUAUGCGGAUAGAAGGAGACGAGACCUUGAGUUUGAAGUUGGUGACCAUGUAUUUUUGAAGGUGUCACCUACUCGAGGUAUCCUCAGGUUUGGCAUCCUGGGAAAAUUGAGUCCAAGGUAUAUUGGACCAUAUCCCAUCUUGGAAAGGAUUGGCGAGGUAGCUUAUAAAUUGGAGUUGCUUGGAAAUCUAGCAGGUGUUCAUGAUGUGUUUCAUGUGUCCUUACUUCGGAAGUAUGUUCCCGACCCGAAUCACAUCAUUAAUCCCAAACCAAUUCAACUCCGGGAGGAUCUUACUUAUUACGAGCACCCGAUCCGCAUUUUAGAUUUCAAGGAGAGGAUGAUGCGGAGAAAGACCAUUCGUUUUGUUAAGGUCCUCUGGGACAACCAUUCGGUUGAAAAAGCUACUUGGGAGUUGGAAUCCAAGAUAAGGCAGGAACGUCCGCACCUCUUCCAAGAUUGAGGUAGUGAGACCCGACGCGUGGAAAGCCCAGGGGAGUGACGAGCUAGACGGCUAGGCACUUUUGGACUUAGGUUUUUGUAGCUAAGCCGUUAGUCACCCAUGCUUGACAUAGUAAAUUUUGUGUAUAGAAUUUAGUGUUAGUCAUGAUUGUAUAUAUGAAGUGAUAAAUUUUGUACAUCUGA